AUGAUUAUUUUAUUAUUAAUCUUAAUACCUACACUAUUAUCAGAUAACAUCUAAUUAGCCAGAGUUCAGUAUUGCGGUUGUGGAGUUGCUCUUAUACAAUCCUUAUGCAUCUAAUUGGAUGAUUGUAGAUGGCAGAAUUACACAUGUGUUAACAUUACAGGUGUCCCCUAAACAAUUGUAGUCACACCCAAUAAUACAAAUACCAAUAACAACUCUACUGAUAAUAAUAGCACCGCUGGCAAUAAGACAAACACUACAUAAAAUGAAUAUGAUUUUACUGAUCCUGAUUUUGACUAUGAUUCCGUAGCUGUAACACAUAAACAAUAUGAAAUACCUGAUAUCGUUGAUGAAGAAGGAAAUACAGAUGAAGGUACAGAUUCAGGUUCUGGUACUGAUUCAGGUUCUGGUACAGAUUCUGGUUCUGGUACAGAUUCUGGUUCUGGUUCUGGUACUGAUUCAGGUUCGGGUACUGAUUCCGGUUCAGGUACAGAUUCAGGUUCGGGUACAGAUUCAGGCACAGAUACAGGAACUGAUUCAGGCACAGAUUCAGGAACUGAUUCAGGCACAGAUACAGGUACAGAUUCAGGCACAGAUACAGGUACUGAUUCAGGAACAGAUACAGGUACUGAUUCAGGAACAGAUACAAAUACUAAUAACACAAAUACUAACAACACAAAUACAAAUACAACAUAAACUUAUACUUAAGCUACAUCCAUCACAUACACUAAGACAUAUAUUAAUAAAACAUUUAAUGAUAAAAUAACAUGUAGUUAAUAAAGUGAUGAAGCUGGAUGUAAUAGUAAAAGAUGGCCUGAUUAAAUAUUUUGUAUAUGGAAAAACAGUACAUGUAUUUCAGGAUCCUGCACUGAUUUAGAUUUACUAGAAUGCGAAAAAACAUUCUUCUGUGUUAAUUUUGGCUACUGCUAAUCUUGCAAAGCAAUAGAAGUAUAUGCAAAACCACUUUUAGCCUCGAUAUUAAUAAUAGUAUUUCUAAUAUCCUGA
Messenger RNA from Paramecium tetraurelia, 1002 nucleotides. RefSeq lists its product as uncharacterized. NCBI's taxonomy places the organism in Eukaryota, Ciliophora, Oligohymenophorea, Peniculida, Parameciidae. The record is from RefSeq and is a predicted model, not a curated record. The transcript is spliced from 3 exons.